Molecule: messenger RNA, 2613 nt
Organism: Oppia nitens
Lineage: Eukaryota; Metazoa; Arthropoda; Arachnida; Sarcoptiformes; Oppiidae
Product: protein turtle-like
Exons: 10
Coding region: 1-2613 (870 amino acids)
Molecular function (GO): protein binding
Source: RefSeq, a predicted model, not a curated record
AUGCCAGCACUGGUAGUUAUUUUGCUAACUGCUAGUUCAACCAAUGCCAGUGCCCAUAUUAUACAUGUUGAUAAUGCUGCUGAUGAUGAUGAUGUACUGGCAAUGAUGGUAAUGCCUGGCGAUGGUGCUGGCGAUACUACCGGUGGUGCCGUACGGCAUAUAAUUAGCAGUUUAAGUCAACAGGAAUUAAAUGCUAGUAGUAUUAUUGGUAAACUACAUACCAGUGCUCUAACAGCACUGUCACUAUCGUCAUCAUCGUCAGGAGGACCGGCAGCUGAUGAUGACGACAACAACGAUAAGCUAUUACUACUACACCAACAACAACAUAGUGGCCAACUGUCCACAUCAGACACGGAUAGCUAUUAUGGUCUAACCGAAAUACAUGCCGUAGCCGGCGGUAAGGUAUCGCUGCCGUGUAAUACCAGCUACUGGGGCGACAACGAUGUUUCACUAGUACUAUGGUAUAGGGACGGUACCGAUGGUAUACCCAUCUAUAGGGUCGACGCACGCAAUACACCCCUUCCCCACUCCAAGCACUCGCCUACCGAUUCACUGGGCAAACGAUUUCAUUUCGAUACCAAUCAGCGGCCACCGGUACUCAAGAUUUAUCCGGUCGGCGGUCACGAUCAGGGAGAGUACCGGUGUCGGGUUGACUAUCGUCAAUCCCGGACACAGGUAGUUGUCGUCCAGUUGAAUGUUACCGUUCCGCCCAAAGAGGUUGUCAUUAUGGAUACCGAAGGCCAGAAACUGGAUGGACUGAUCGGGGCUUACGAUGAAAAUUCAAGUGUAUUGUUGAUAUGCGAGGCUGAGGGAGGAAAGCCAAGUCCAUCGGUCGUAUGGUUUCGCGGUAGUCGUCUAAUAGACGAUACCUAUACUAUCGGUCCGCACGGUUUGGUUCGCAACGAACUAAACAUUAGACAACUAAACCGAUCAGAUUUUAUGUCUGUCCUCACAUGUCGUGCCAGUAAUACCAAUCUGUCGGAGCCGGUCGUCAGUUCCGUUGUACUCGACAUGAAUCUAAAACCGUUGGACGUCCUAAUCGUAACACCCAAACGGCCACUGGUGGCCGGCAUACGUACCGAAUUUCAAUGUCGAUCAAGCGGUAGCCGACCCGCGGCCCAGAUAUCCUGGUUCAAGGGUGGCCAUCGAUUGGCCGGCGGUCGCGAGUCCAUCAUAAACGACGGAAAUACUAGUUUUUCGGUCAUUACGUUUGUACCGUCGGUCGAGGACAAUGGCCGCCAAUUGUCGUGUAAGGCCGACAAUAUGCCGAUGGCUCAGAGCAUCGGCCAUCCGGGUCUCGAAGAUAAUCGUAUACUUAAUGUUCAUUUUGCACCACAAAUUGAACUGAAAUUUGGUGCCAACAUCGAUAAGGACGGCAUACGGGAGGGUGCGGACGUCUAUAUGGAGUGUCACAUACGGGCCAAUCCGUGGAUCAAAGAUAUCUAUUGGUGGCUAAACGGAAAACCAUUGAUGCAACCGUCCAUUACUGGUGGUGUGGGUGGUGGAGGGUCGGUAGGUUCAGUGGGUGGUGGACUACCGGCCGGUAUGAUCAUCAGUAACCAGUCGCUGGUCAUACAGAAAGUCAAUCGUCGACACCGGGGUCGCUACCAGUGCACCGGUAUUAACAUUGAGGGCGACUCUACUAGCGAUGCCAUCGAUUUGAUUGUUAACUUUGCACCUGUAUGCAAAGAUGGCCAAAAACGUCAAUACGGUGUCGCCCGCAAUGAAAUAGCACGGGUACGUUGUGAAGUUGAUGCCCAACCAGCCGAUUCAGGCCUAACAUUCAAAUGGUUUGCCAAUACAUCGGACUCGGAGCUAACGGUUUGGCCAGAUUUUACAAUGAAUCGAUCGGUUAGUAUAGCCCAAUAUACACCAAAAUCCCGUGAGUCGUACGGCCAGCUUAUAUGUCUGGCCCAGAAUCAAAUGGGCAAACAACUGGAACCGUGUGUCUAUAAUAUUGUACCGGCAGGUCCACCCGAACCGGUACGUAACUGUGCGGUAACUAAUCACUCGAUGACCACACUAUUGGUCGACUGUGUGGCCGGCGAUGACGGAGGUCUACAUCCGUACUAUUUUAUCGAAGUAUACAAUACCGGCGACCAACUAUUGACGGCAAAUCAUACAUCAUUGGGAAUCGGAGGUAACGGUGCCGGCAAUGGUGGUGGUGGUGGUGGUGGCGGCGAUCCCGGACACCCUGCCUUUACAGUGGACAGCCUACAACCCGGUACACUAUAUACGCUUGUACUGUACGCGGCCAAUGCCAAGGGUCGCAGUCACGGGGUUACACUGAGUGCGGCCACACUGUCGCCACCGGAGAAGCAUAUAUCUAACGCAAGUUUUGAGCAAAUAGUGGUAAACCCGGUGUUGGGUAUAUUGAUAGCAGUGGUCGCCUCUAUGGUACUGAUUGUCAUAAUUGUCGUAAUUGUCAUCAAAAUACGUUACAAUAGCCGCCGAUACGAUAAUAAGCGGACCGACUUAACUGAAUUAAGUUCGCGAGGAAUGCUUAAUAAUUCCUCCCGACACUCACUACAUGUCGAUCCCAUUGAUGAAUGUGAUCAACAAAUCAAAGAGUUUGUCGACGUUGUUACAUCAAUAAAUGAGCAAGGUAACUAA